Molecule: messenger RNA, 4008 nt
Organism: Saccharomyces eubayanus
Lineage: Eukaryota; Fungi; Ascomycota; Saccharomycetes; Saccharomycetales; Saccharomycetaceae
Gene: RTC1
Product: Rtc1p
Exons: 1
Coding region: 1-4008 (1335 amino acids)
Biological process (GO): positive regulation of TOR signaling
Molecular function (GO): protein binding
Source: RefSeq, a predicted model, not a curated record
AUGAGCUCGUCUCCCCACAUGGAGAAUGCUUCAAUCCUUAAGGGAGGUACCUCUAUACCAAAAAACAAAAAUGUCUCUUUGGGCAAGAACGAGUUACUUGGAUCUUCGUCAAGCAACAAUUCGUCCUUUCGAGUGCACCAUUAUUCGAAUAGUAGUCAGACACCCACAUUGGACUCUAUACGGAGACCUAACCUAACUCCCACUUUCUCUUACAGUAACGGGAUUUAUAUGUCUGAAAGUCAUGCACACAGAACAAGUUCAUUCAACGAUAACUACUUGGCCUAUGAUAAGAGUCCCUAUGCAAAGAAAACGAGAAGUGCGAACAACAAGUCAAACAUGAAGGUUAAAACAAAAACUAAUUUUAAUAUUACAACGACUACAAGGAAUUCUUCCGGACUCAUAUACACCACCAAAGUGGAUAAGGAAUUAUCCAGUAUAGACAAAGUGAAUGAUCCGAACAUCAAUGGUCUUGUGUGUGCAGGAAAAACACAUUUAGGAUUCUAUCAAUUUUCGCCAACCGAUAGGUCUAUUAAGUGUGUACAUGAUUUCAUAAGACCUAAUAAUAAUACAUCAACAAAGUUGGGAACGUCCCUACUACCCAAAUUAAGCAAGAGAACAAGGCAGAAUAAAUUUAGCACAAUUGCAGAUGUGAAAACGGGGUUCAAUAAUUACAAAAACUGUAUCGCAGUGUGUAACAAUUCUACGGCGAUAUCUAUAUACGAUCUCAACAAGAGCUCUUCAUUAGAUAAUCCUUUGAUAACAUCUCUAUGUGAACAUACAAGAUCAAUCAAUAGUUUUGACUUUAAUAUGGUAGAAUCAAACCUUAUAAUUAGUGGUGGGCAAGACAGUUGCGUCAAAAUAUGGGAUUUACGUUCUAAUAAUUCCAAAAGCUCAAAUAGAUCUGAUAUCAAUAUAAACACAGCGUCUGAUUCAAUCAGAGAUGUGAAAUGGAUGCCUGGUUACAACUUUGCAUCUAAGAAUGAACAGGGUUCAUCGACGUACGGCAAUUCUAAAAGCGGUUACAAAUUUGCAUCCAUACAUGACUCAGGGUAUCUAUUGAAGUUUGAUCUUCGUCAACCUGCUCAAUAUGAAAAAAAACUGAACGCCCAUACAGGACCUGGCCUUUGCCUAAACUGGCAUCCUCAUCAAGAAUACAUUGCUACAGGUGGUCGAGAUGGAAAAUGCUGUCUUUGGUAUGUUGGUGAUAAUGUCAAUACCAGUGAAAAUACAGUGGUUAAUUACGGAUAUUCGCCCUCAUUGCACACACCAAAUACAACCAUGAAUAACAAUAGUUCGUUGGCAUUUCCUAAACUAACAAUCAACACAGGGUAUCCAGUUACCAAAUUAAAAUUCAGACCUACCUAUAGUAAGAACAUAUACAACUCACUAUUAGGAGUAUCGUCAAUGGGUGACGAAGCAGAAGUUUGCGUUUAUUCCUUAGCAAGGAAGUACAUUCCUAGACAUAUCCUUUUAUCAGGAACACCCUCGCUGGGAUUGGUGUGGUGGGAUGAUAACUUGGUCUUCAAUAUUGAUAAGGGGACUCGCAUUAAUGGUUGGGACAUUAACAAAGAGCCAACGGUGCUUGAAAACUUGAGCAAGAAUACGACUACCUGGAGAGAUUUAGACGGAAAUGGAUUACUCUCGGUUGAUCAAGAAGUGGGCUCAUACGAGCUGCCAGAACCAGAGACUAAAACCAUUCCAAACAAUACAGGCAAAAAGCAUCCAGGUGCAAUAAAAAAUACGAAAAAUGGCAAUUCGGAGGGCCAGGGCAUAAUAGGAGGAAUCAAAAAAGGUUUUAGUCAUACAGGACUAACAAGCUUUGCACCAGAAAGACCACCCACUUUAAAAGCAGGUCCAACAUUCAGUACAAAGAGUUUAAUGACAAUAACCUCUGCGGCAUCUUCUUUCAAUAGCUCUUCCGCAUCAUUAACAUCUUUAACACCACAAUCUGAAAAUCAAGAGGAAGUUGCCAUUGAACCGCCUUAUAUCAUCACUUUAGAUAUACCCCAGAUUUUCAAUAAUUUAAGAUUAACCAAAAUGGAUCAUUUGAAAAAAAAAGAUACAACUAUUGAAAAGUUUUCUGUUAGGGAUUCACCAGUAAACACUUUUAAAUUUCUGGCUCGGCAGCUCAAAUUUUCAUAUGUUCAAGACCAGAAUGGUGCAGAUGAUGUUAAUGUUGUAUACAAACGUGAUGAGAAAAAUGUUAAUAAUGAUAAGAAAGUGAUUGGUGGGCACGAUGAUGAUGAUGAUGACGACGAUGACGAUAAAAUAAUCGAGACUCAUUUGUUGAAAAAGUAUAAUUUUUCAGAAAAUAAUACGUGGGCCACUCUAAUGAAUGAAAAAAGCAGCAAAAAACAAUCCAAGAGAAACUCCAAAGGCUCCAAGGAUUUCGAUGAGAAGGAUACCAGAUCAAGUAUAUCUUCCAUUUCCACCAAUAAACGCAAUCCUGGCAAAAUCAGAAAGAUUAACAAGAACUUAGAAGCAGAGCUCCAGAAGAAAAUGCAGACGUUUCUAGAUCUAAUAUCUAUUGCAACCCACAAUGCAUCAGUUUAUUUGUCAAUAAAUGAUCUACCCAAUUUUAAGGUUUGGAUUCUAAUAAGAGAUUCUUUGCUUUGGGACUUGAAGUGGAUGACUUCCUCUCCAGUAUCAUCCGAUGAAGCAUCUAAUAUAGAUACAAACGAAAGCUCUGAUUUUGAAUCAGGGGGGAAUCCAAGAGCUGGAAAAAGGUCUCCUGAGGAAGAUAGAGAAGGAACAAGUGGAGCAGAUUCUCUAAUAGAAGAAAGACCACAAGCAUUUCAAGCUAGUUCUGAGGAACCAAGUGAUACUGAAAAAAAACCAAUCUCUAAACUUGGAGAGCAGUUGAAAAACACAGAAAGAAUCACAUAUACACAACCAAAUGAGGAAUCCGAUGAGGUGUUAAGUAGAUUGAAAGAACUACAAAGCCAACUUUCAGAGUCUCACGGGAUUAUGGGCGAGGCAACAAAUGACGAUGCCAUUAUCGAGGAAGAUGAGGAAGAGGAGGCCGAACAAGAAGCUGAUCAAGAACAGGCGUAUGACCCAUUGAUAAAAUCAACCCGCACCCAUGCGUCGUCUACUGCCAAAAGUAUACCGAUCCUACAGAAGCGAGAACACCGUAAAUCUUUCAUAGAUACGUUCAUGCUACAUUCUCCCAACGGCUACAAUGCAGAUACUGACAUGGGAAAUGACGACGAUAACAUAUCUCCCAGGUUUGUUUACAACAGUGUAAGCCCACGUAGUAAAGUGUCAUCGUUGCAAAGCUUCACCACGACAACCUCCCAACUGGGAGCUUUCAAAAAACUGUCUUCUCAAACUGCACCAGUGAUCGGGUCGCCCGUUCGCACGCUGUCACAACCAGAUGGUGUUGACAGGCAACAACCGUCUUCCUCAUUAACAGAAAAACUCGCCAAAUGUAGACAGAUGGCGGACAACCCGCCUUGGGAUACUAAAAAACUCAUCAAGCAACUAUACAAACAAGCCACAGACACUGGGAAUGUCGUGCUAACAGUGAAUAUUCUUUUCCUUUUCCAAACGAUAUAUCACGUUACAGAAAUCGAAAUCGCAAAGGACGCAAUUUCACAUUUUCUGCUGCUGCUCCAUAGAUAUGAGCUGUUUGGAAUCGCUGCAGACGUCUUGAAAUACUGCCCCUUCGAAGAUAUCAUGGGAUCUGAAGGUGAUCAGUCUUCCAUUAGACUCUACUGCGAACAAUGCGGCGAGUUAAUCACGAACGAAAGCUCCAAGGACAAAUUUAGAGCGGAAGUGCAGCAGACAAACAACAAGAAGGUAAUGGAAAAGUUCGGAUACUGGUAUUGCGACUCCUGCAAGAAGAAGAAUUCGCUCUGUGUCCUGUGUGAAAGACCUUUGAAGAAACUAACCAUGGUUCUACUUCCCUGUGGACACGAGGGACAUUUCCAGUGCAUACAAGAAUGGUUUCUCAACGAGAAGGAACGCGAAUGUCCGGGCGGCUGUCCCGGUGUUGCAUUCAUCUGA